UUGAUUCAACCAGUAAACAGAUUUUUUUUUAUUACUUCGAUUUGCUCUAUAAAAUUUUUUAUAGCGUUCCUGAAAUUCUUUGGCCAUCUAACGAUAGCAAAUGCGGAAUGCCUUUCUCGUUUUCCAAAAUUCUUGGAUUCAUUGCUGGAUUCUAUAUAUCAUUUUGACCGUCUGGAUGCUUCACUGCGUCUUAACGUCUUUGAUACAUUUGGCGCUGUUGGAUCUUCUGCUGCGGCGAAAAAAUUUUUGGAUCGAAAAAGCGAACUAUUCCGCAUCGAACAAGUGAUGAAUUCGUUUGGUGUUGCGAUCGCAAGUGGUCCAAUUGAUUUGCGAGUACGGCAUAUUGAUGCACUGGCAAUGCUUUUGCGAUUCAGAGACGGAGAGGAUCACGAAACGGAAGCGAUUGCAAACAAGUGGUAUAAAUGGCUUGGUGAUCCAUUCUCAUCCAUGAUUGUUGCAUACCUCAUCAGACCAUUUCCUGAUCUUCGGAUGGCAUCGUUACGAUUGGUAUUAGAGCUGAUUGGAUAUAAAUGGGCGGUUGGAACACUCUGUCGCACCUCAAACUUUUUGGAUAAUGUAAUGAAGCGAGAGAUUGAGACAACAGCUGAGGGGCGACAGUGCAGAUAUGAUAUUGUUUGCAAACUGAUUGAUAAUGGUGAAACGAUCAUUCCACCGGAAGAUAUGAUCAAACUGAAAUUGUUCCGUCGUGAGGGGGCAUUUUUUGUGGAACGAAAACCGAUGAUCGAUAUGGAAAACGACUAA
Gongylonema pulchrum is the source of this 762-nucleotide messenger RNA. The record is from the annotation of a GenBank genome assembly. Lineage: Eukaryota; Metazoa; Nematoda; Chromadorea; Rhabditida; Gongylonematidae.